Messenger RNA from Aureobasidium melanogenum CBS 110374, 630 nucleotides. RefSeq lists its product as uncharacterized. The record is from RefSeq and is a predicted model, not a curated record. The annotation marks the transcript as partial. The transcript is spliced from 2 exons. NCBI's taxonomy places the organism in Eukaryota, Fungi, Ascomycota, Dothideomycetes, Dothideales, Saccotheciaceae.
AACAGCUGUCAGGUAGUGCGCAACAAGAUCAACCGCUUGAUCGAGUCUGGCGAAAUGAAAGUUGGAGACUUUUGUAACGCAAUUGGCGUGAGCAGUAAUGCUUACUACAGAUUUAUGCACAAGCAUGGUACUAUCAAGGGAGAUGAGUGUGCUGCUUACCCUGCUGCUUAUGCUUUCUUCAAAGAAAGAGAGGAUGCUGGAAUCAAGAUUCCUACCAAGAAGAAGCAAAAGACCAAGGAUGAUGAUAAGAGCGGCAAAGCUCAGAAUGAUAAGCUUGAUCUGAGUGAUAUUCAUCUUGAUGGCGAGGACACAGACUCAGUCCCCGUGUAUGACACCUGCGACGACAUCCGCCGUCAAAUCGCAGCAUACCUCAAGAAGCCUGGUGUCACACAGGCGCAAUUCGGCCGUGAUCUGCUAGCACAGUAUCAUACCGAUAAAGGACCCAAGGGUAUCAGUGCUUCCCAGAUGCAGUCCUUCAGAGGCAAGAAGGGACCUGAUGCCGGCAAUACCAGCUCAGUGUUCUACUCAGCCUAUGUCUUCUUCGAGAAGAUGCGUAUCAAGCAGGGCAAACCAAAGAGCCAAAAGAGAAAGGAGAUGGAGGAGGUAUGGGGGCCCGAUGGCUUCGACAUC